AUAACUGCUACAGUUUUGUCUUUGGUUAUGGACUUUUUGCGAGCUCUAUUUGUCCGUUAUGUGAAUCGUAACUGGUGUUGGGACAUGGAAAAAACAUUUCCUCAGUAUGGCGACUUUAAAAUAGCCGAAAAUAUUUUGGGUCUAAUAAAUAAUCAAGGUCAAGUGUGGAUGGGUAUAUUCUUUUCACCUGGUCUGGUGAUAAUAAAUCUUGUCAAAUUGGUGAUUAUGAUGUACUUUAGAUCAUGGAUUGUUCUAACCUGCAAUGUACCGCACGAGGUUGUAUUUAAGGCAUCCAAAUCAAACAAUUUCUAUCUAUCUCUACUGCUAACAAUGUUAUUCCUUUGCGUACUGCCAGUGGCCUAUGCCAUUGUCUGGUUGCGUCCUUCGUGGCAUUGUGGUCCCUAUUCAGCCUAUAAUACCACAUCGGAAUAUAUUACAACAAUAACAUUAAAUGCACUGCCAGAAGAUUUACACAAACCACUUCGUUAUAUGGCAUCGGCAAGUACUGUCAUCCCUCUGCUGCUGCUAUUGAUUUUAAUAAUUUAUUAUUUGGUCUCGCUGACGGGUGCCUUGCGUGAAGCCAAUCAAGAUUUGAAAACCCAAUUACAAAAGGAACGUGAAGAGGAACGUAAGAAAAUUUUCCAGGUACCGGAAAUUAAACCGGCUGAGAAUAGUACCACAACUAUGAGCAACAGAUGGCGUAAAGUUUUGGAAGCCUCUUCACCGGUUUCACCCACGACACAGCCUGACUUUGAAAGUGAGGAAUAUAAGAAUCAGGCGAGAAAAGAAUUGAUUUCGCGCAUCAUGAAGAAAGCUUUACGCAAGGAUUCCGCCACUUCGGAUGAAGAAAUCUUUGCUAGGCAGCAUGGACGUGAUGAUGACACCGAUACUGAACACCACGACUCUUUGCCACACGAUGAAGAUGGCAACGAACGACGACCAGGGUUAUCAAAACUACAGGAAAUACGAAGAACCCGUAAACCUUCACUAGUGGAUAUUGUACAAAUUGCAAAUAGCGAACGAGAGCGGGUCAGAUCGCUAAGGAAGCAAGCAAUGGGUAAUGGUGGUAGGGGCAAAAGUAGAAACGAGAAAAACGAAAAGAAAUCGGAAGACAACGAACAGGAUAAUAACAAUAAGGAGAAACAAGCAAUGGAUAAUGGGAACGAUCCGGAAAUUAAAACGAGAAUCAUAAAUGAGAGACGCCAAAGUUUAUUGCGUAAAAAGAAAGAAGAUGAGGCGAAUGGCCGGAAUAGAGGUAAACUUAAGGAACAUGGCGAAAAUCAUCAUCAAAAUGAAGAUGACCUAAAUGACAACAAGGUGAAAGAGAAAAUUGGAGAUCAUGAAGAACAUAACGAAAAAGUCAGACGCAAGAGGAAAGAUGAGGACAAGAAUGGUAAAGAAUGUCACAAAAUUAAAGAAAAGUCGAAUGGAGAUAACAACAAAGAUCAAAAGAAGCAUAAGAAGAAAGACGACACAGACAAUGUCAAAGAAAAGGACAGUGAUAGCAACAGCGAUGAAAAGAAACAUAAAAUACACGAAGACGAAUCAACAACUAAAGAAAACGUUAAUGAUAUGAACAAAGAAAAGAAAAGGAAAAAUGGUAAAGACAAAGAUUACCAGCAGCAAGAAGAAGAUAAAGAUAGACAAGAAUCACCAAAAGAAAACGGGAAAGGAAAACACAAGGGAAACGGCAAAGAAAAACAAAAAACCAAAGAGAAAGAUAAACGUUCCGAAAAUGAGAAAAACUCGGAUGAACAUGAAAUAGAAUAUCCAAAGGACAAAGGAAAUUCAACAAAUUAUACCAAAGACCUAGACAAAGACGAGGAUACAACUGGCGAAAAAGAACACCUAAAAGUCAAUGCUCUUAUAAUUCCAGAAAAAGAGGCCGACAAGGAAAGAGAAAAAGACAAAACUAAAGAAAUAAAACAACGGAUCUACGAAAGCUUUAGACGUAAGAAACGCGAAGGCAAAGAUAAAAAUGCCGCCUCUAAACAAAGUUCGCUUGAGAAAACCAGCGAGGAAGACAUCAAAGAGGAUGCGGAACCGACAAAAGACAAUAAAAAAAUAUCACCACCCAAAAAAGAGAAAAAACUCAACUCACCACUCAACGAUGAGGAACAAUUGUCGUACAAAAUCGUUGAUGAAAAAUCGCCCAAAUUGCACGAGGACAAGCAGUCAACACCUCCAAUGUUGGAACAAUUACACAAUCUUGGCGGGAAGCUAAAAUUCAAACGUCACAAAGCAAAACCAUCCACCGAACCAGAAGUAUUUAAAUUUGACACAGAAAAGCUGAGCAAAGAUGCAGAUAUUGCCACUACUCCAACGUGGCAACAUUUGGAGGCAGAAUUGCAAUCACCACGUCCGAUCGAAGAUGUCACCACCACCGGCAAUAAACAUCACUUGGGAUCGGAAAAGUUUGCCAAUCUCUCAAGGCAAAGUCGUAAAAAAAUUGGAUCAUUUUUGACUCUAAUGAAGGAUGCAGUCAGCCGCCCAGACACUGAACAACAUUCCGAUACCGCCAUUGAGAUACCAUCGACACCACAACUUGAAGUUUCAUCGGCUAUUAAUCAGGCCAUCAUGCUUCCAGUAGCUAUGCACACUGCAGAACCCACAACGAAUAUUCCAGCUGUCAGCAGCUCUGAAUUAAGCACACCUAUAAAUCCCUCCACCGCCACCAUUGACAGUAUUCAACCCUAUAUAAUGCCACGAGCACCCCUUGAAAUGCCCGAAGAUAUUGAUCCACCAAGCUAUAAUAAUCUAAUGAUGUCUGGCAGUGAAACGCACAUUAUCUCCGCUAGAGAUCCUGAAGAAUUAGAUAAACCUGGACCCAUAAUAUUCCAACAACGUGCCAUAUCUCAGCGUAGACAACCGAUACGGCAAGAUUCACAGUUGUCUAAUUGGUCAGCCGAAAAUAUUCCAAUAAUUACCAUAAGUACUACACCGGAGAUUGAGGAACAACCUAAAACGCCAGAAGUGCCUACGACACCACGUGCCGAACCUAAAGUUAAUGUCAUUAAAAUCAAUAUCGAACAUGAUAUUUAA
Messenger RNA from Musca vetustissima, 3042 nucleotides. RefSeq names its product transmembrane channel-like protein. The transcript is spliced from 5 exons. Gene Ontology annotation, molecular function: mechanosensitive monoatomic ion channel activity. The annotation marks the transcript as partial. The record is from RefSeq and is a predicted model, not a curated record. Gene Ontology annotation, cellular component: plasma membrane. Lineage: Eukaryota; Metazoa; Arthropoda; Insecta; Diptera; Muscidae.